AACACAUGGCAAGCGUCAUUUGGUCCGCGCCGAGCCGCUAAACGGGCGGCGCCACUAGGGUGCUGUUAUAACUUAAGAAAUUUUGCCCUACGUAAUAAUAACUUUUGACCACCUCUUUGGCCAUGUCUUCCUCCAAUACUUCUCCUCCAGAACCCAUCGAGGUGAAGGUUAUGCCUCUGGACACUGAGGAGUACAAGGUUCUAAAGAUAGACGCAGAAGAGGUGAUGACAUAUCCCCUGUGUGAAGACAGUGACACAAGCCCUUUCGAAUUAUUUAAGCAAAGAAUGGCCUAUGAAAUCAACUCAUUGCAAAAGGCUAAGAAUUCACAGAUAAUCAGUGAGGCAAAAGCUUGUGGCAUAAUGCAGUAUCUUCAGUGGAGGAAAAACCCAUCUGAUUAUCCUAACAUGAAGCUGUCAGAUUUCAGUCGCCACACAAUACGGGAAUAUGCGUCUGCUAAAAGGAUGGUGCUGAUUGAUGUGCCAGAUUUAGGUUUCUACAAUGUGCUUGCCGUGCCAAAAAAGACAGAUUUGGAUGCAUGUGUGGCAUUUUCUGACUACAGACGUGUCAUCCAUGCAGGCCAGUUGUUUGAUGUGGUGCACUACCUCCACACAGAUUCCAACAAAAACACUCACUGUGGGUACAGGCCAGUGUAUGAAAGGUCAAAACAUGAAUACUUUGGCAUCCCACGUAGCUAUGUUCGCCUUCACUGCAAGUACUGCCCAGGGUGUGUAGUGGAGCUGACAACCAUAAAGCCUCAGCAGCCUUGCAAGCAGCCUGUUUCCUGGAGCCUGGAGAAGAGAAUAUUCCUGGUGAAAGAAUUCUAUCAAAGUAAAAACUCCAUCGACUGUGUGCUGAAAAAGUAUCAGGAGGAGUUUGGCAGAUGUGACCUUCCUCAACCACAGACAAUACAGCGCUUAGUGCAGCUGUUUGAGGAGACUGGAAGUGUGCUGGCACCUGAGGGCUGGUUGACUACCCUGCACCAGUCUCACCUUAAUGAUGAGAAGCCAUCAUCAGGAAGUGCUUGCUGGUGGACUGUGGAGGAUGGACCUACAGUUCCUCCUGACCCAGGCGACCCAGGAGAUACCGACUGACAUUGUGAAAAAUAACAUCUAUAUCUAUAUCUAUCUGUAUAUAUA
Scylla paramamosain (green mud crab) is the source of this 1136-nucleotide messenger RNA. RefSeq lists its product as uncharacterized. Bases 123 to 1091 code for a protein of 322 amino acids. The transcript has 3 exons. The record is from RefSeq and is a predicted model, not a curated record. Lineage: Eukaryota; Metazoa; Arthropoda; Malacostraca; Decapoda; Portunidae.